GCGGCUCGCCGUAUGCACGGGGCUGCGUGCGGUUGCGGGUGGCUCAACGGUGUUGAGACGGGCGACGAGCCGAGGGGUCGCCGCCAUGGGCAAGAAGCAGAAGAACAAGAACGAGGACAGUGCAAAAGAUGAUAUUGAUAUUGAUGCCCUUGCUGCUGAGAUAGAAGGUGCAGGUGCUGCAAAAGAACAAGAGCCUCAGAAAUCCAAAGGCAAAAAGAAAAAAGAGAAGAAGAAACAAGAUUUUGAUGAAGAUGAUAUCCUGAAGGAGCUGGAAGAACUGUCACUAGAGGCACAAGGAGGGAGAGCUGAGAGGGAACCUUCUGCAGGAAAGGCUGAAAAUGACAAUGAAGAUAGCUUAUCAAAACAGGACAAAAAAAGGAAAGGAAAGAGCAAAAAAGCCAAUCUUGAGAAUGACUACGACAGUGAGGAAAUGGAAGAUAAAGAUAGAAAACCUAAAAAAACUCAGAAAGCAAGACAAGACGUACUUUCUGGCAGUGAUGAUGAUGAUCUUGAGAUUCAGCCUAAGAAAAACAAAGGGAAAACUCAGAAAUCAAACAAAAAGCAUGAACUGUCAGAGGAUGAAGCUAACGUUAAGAAAAGCAAGGAGCGUGUGGGGACGUUGUCUACAGGUGAGAGCGGUGAUGAAUCGGAUGAGUUCUCCCAGCCUAGAAAAGGACAAAAGAAAAACCAAAAACCGAAGUCCACUGCUGCUACUGGAAGUGGGGAUGAGGAAGAAGAGUCAUCAUUCAAAGUAAAAACGGUAGCUCAAAAGAAGGCAGAAAAAAAAGAACGUGAAAGGAAAAAACGUGAGGAAGAAAAAGCCAAACUGAGGAAACUGAAAGAAAAGGAAGAAUUAGAAGGUGGUAAGGAACCAGCAAAGCCAAAGGAAGCUCCAAAAAAAGCUGAAGAGAAGGCUUCUCCUGAUGUCGCAGCAGCCCCUGGCCCUGGGGAAAAAGGAGAAAUUCCUGCAGGAGCAGAGGCUGAUGACAAUGAAGGGGACAAAAAGAAAAAAGACAAGAAAAAAAAGAAAGGUGAGAAAGAGGAAAAGGAAAAAGAGAAGAAAAAGGGGCCCAGUAAAGCUACAGUUAAAGCUAUGCAAGAAGCCUUGGCUAAAAUGAAAGAAGAGGAGGAGAGGGCAAAAAGAGAAGAGGAAGAACGCAUACGACGACUGGAGGAAUUAGAAGCUAAGCGCAAAGAAGAGGAACGGUUGGAACAAGAAAGGAAAGAAAGAAAGAAACAGAAAGAAAAAGAGAGGAAGGAACGUCUGAAGAAGGAGGGAAAACUUUUAACAAAAGCUCAACGAGAAGCCAGAGCCAGGGCAGAGGCUACUCUUAAACUACUUCAAGCUCAGGGUGUUGAAGUGCCAUCCAAAGACUCUGUGCCAAAGAAGAGGCCAAUAUAUGAAGACAAAAAGAAAAAGAAGCAGCAGCAGCCAGAAAAUAAAGAAGUUUCAGAAAGCUUGGAGGUGACUUCCCCAGCUGAAGAUGCAGUAGAACUAGAAACACUGGUAAAAGAAGAGUCUCCUCUUCCAGCAGAGCCAGAAGAAAAGGAGGAAGAAGAAGAAGAAGAUGCAGGCUUAGAUGACUGGGAAGCCAUGGUUAGUGAUGAAGAUGGAGAAAAAGAGAGCAAACCUGUUCACAUUGAAGUCAAAGAACAAAAUGAAGUAGAUGAGGAAGAAGAGGAGGAGGAAGAGGAUGAAGAGGAAGAAGAAGAGGAAAGCGAAGAAUCUGAGGAUGCGGAAAGUGAAGGGAGUGAAGAUGAGGAUGAGAAGACUUCAGAUGAGAGGGAUGCAGAUUCCCAAGCUACUGGGAAACAAUCUGGGGAAAGAAAGCCCAGCAAGGAAAUUAGCUCUGAUUCUGAGUAUGACUCAGAUGAUGACCGCACUAAGGAAGAGCGCGCUUAUGACAAAGCUAAACGGAGAAUUGAGAAGCGUCGAGCUGAAAACAGCAAAAAUGCCAACACUGAAAAGCUGAGAGCACCAGUUAUUUGUGUCCUGGGGCAUGUAGACACAGGCAAGACCAAAAUUUUAGAUAAGCUCCGCCAUACUCAUGUGCAGGACAGUGAAGCUGGUGGGAUCACCCAGCAGAUAGGUGCAACUAAUGUGCCCCUUGAAGCUAUUAAUGAACAAACUAAGAUGGUGAAAAAUUUUGACAGAGAGAACAUAAAAAUUCCAGGAAUGCUGAUAAUUGACACUCCAGGACAUGAGUCUUUCAGCAAUUUAAGAAAUAGAGGAAGCUCACUUUGUGACAUUGCCAUUCUCGUAGUUGACAUUAUGCAUGGUUUGGAACCACAGACAAUUGAAUCCAUAAACCUGUUGAAAUCUAAGAAAUGCCCCUUUAUUGUAGCUCUCAACAAGAUCGACAGGUUAUACGACUGGAAAAAAAGUCCUGAUACAGAUGUAGCUGUGACUUUAAAGAAGCAGAAAAAGAAUACAAAAGAUGAGUUUGAAGAACGUGCAAAAGCUAUCAUAGUGGAAUUUGCAAAACAGGGUUUGAAUGCUGCCUUGUUUUAUGAGAAUAAGGAUCCCCGCACUUUUGUUUCUCUUGUACCUACCUCUGCUCACACAGGGGAUGGCAUGGGAAGUCUGAUAGCUCUUCUCGUUGAGCUAACGCAAACUAUGCUGACCAAGAGAUUGGCUGAGUGUCAAGAACUGAGAGCUCAAGUCAUGGAGGUUAAAGCACUGCCAGGCAUGGGCACUACCAUAGAUGUUAUUUUAAUUAAUGGACGCCUGAGGGAGGGAGACACCAUUAUUGUUCCUGGUGUAGAAGGUCCCAUAGUGACUCAGAUUAGAGGUCUUCUGCUACCUCCUCCUAUGAAGGAGCUACGAGUUAAGAACCAAUACGAAAAGCACAAAGAGGUGGUUGCUGCUCAAGGUGUGAAGAUUCUUGGGAAAGAUUUGGAAAAAACAUUGGCUGGUUUGCCAUUGCUUGUAGCUCAUAAAGAGGAUGAAGUCCCAGUCCUCAAGGAUGAACUGAUACACGAACUGAAGCAAACACUGAAUGCAAUCAAGUUAGAAGAGAAGGGUGUUUAUGUCCAGGCUUCUACUUUAGGGUCUUUGGAAGCAUUACUUGAAUUUCUUAAAACGUCAGAAGUGCCAUAUGCAGGAAUUAACAUAGGUCCUGUCCAUAAAAAAGAUGUUAUGAAGGCAUCCGUUAUGUUGGAACACGACCCCCAAUAUGCAGUCAUCCUGGCAUUUGAUGUGAGGAUCGAACGUGAUGCGCAGGAAAUGGCUGAUAGUUUAGGAGUGCGAAUUUUUAGUGCUGAAAUAAUUUAUCACUUAUUUGAUGCCUUCACAAAAUACAGACAAGACUACAAAAAACAGAAACAAGAAGAAUUCAAGCAUAUAGCAGUAUUUCCUUGCAAGAUGAAAAUACUCCCUCAGUUUAUUUUCAACUCCCGUGACCCAAUAGUGAUGGGUGUGGUUGUGGAGGCAGGCCAGGUGAAGCAGGGGACUCCCAUGUGUGUACCCAGCAAAAACUUUGUUGACAUUGGAAUAGUUACAAGUAUUGAAAUAAACCACAAGCCAGUGGAAGUGGCAAAAAAAGGCCAAGAAGUGUGUGUUAAAAUAGAACCUAUUCCUGGUGAAUCACCGAAAAUGUAUGGACGGCAUUUUGAAGCCACAGACAUCCUCGUCAGUAAGAUCAGCCGUCAGUCCAUCGAUGCUCUGAAGGACUGGUUCAGGGACGAAAUGCAGAAGUCUGACUGGCAGCUCAUAGUGGAGCUGAAGAAGGUGUUUGAAAUCAUCUAGAUAACUUUUUACAGUGAUGGGAGGCAGGAAUAGACUUGCUAUUCCUGUUUUGAUAGUUACCAACAAAGUCGUAUACUGAAGACAGUGUUGGAUGUGUUUGGGAGGAAAAUAUGUGGAUAAAAUGUUUUCCAUGAGAAACCAAGAAAUUUACACUGGUUUGACAGUGGUCAAUUUACAUGUUCCCACGGUUCCAAUGUGCCUGUUCACCUGUUCCCACCGCCCUUCCCAAUACUGGCUGCUGUUUUAAAGUUUGCCCUUUCUUCUCUUACACCUUCCUUCCACCCUUUUUCCCUCCUCUCUCCAAAAUAAAGUAAAAUAAAUUGAAUUUUUAUUACAGAACUAAAGCUCUUUCACUUUUAUACUGAUGAGAUCAGUACUGCAGUAUUUGAUUAACUAAGCUUCUGCAGACUUUGUGAUUCUUGGGACAUUUUUGAUGUAAGAAGUACUUCUUUAUUUAUGCAUACCUCUUUCCUUGAUUCUCUUUUCCAACAUUCUUCUGCUUUGUGCCUAUAGACAUUUUUUUAAAUAGACAACUAGGCAAUUGGAUCUUUCUGUAUUUGCUUUGUGUGAAAUGAUGUAAAGCAUAGUUGGCCGCCUUCUACUGCUUGUACAGUUCAUGACAGUCAACCUGUAAUCAUUAUAACGCAGAGCUGCAAUAAAGGAGAUGGACAUA
Centrocercus urophasianus (Greater sage-grouse) is the source of this 4421-nucleotide messenger RNA. It is a transcript of the gene EIF5B, whose product is annotated as eukaryotic translation initiation factor 5B. NCBI's taxonomy places the organism in Eukaryota, Metazoa, Chordata, Aves, Galliformes, Phasianidae. Gene Ontology annotation, molecular function: GTPase activity; GTP binding; translation initiation factor activity. The coding region runs from base 86 to 3748 and encodes 1220 amino acids. The record is from RefSeq and is a predicted model, not a curated record. The transcript is spliced from 24 exons.